Linum trigynum is the source of this 2193-nucleotide messenger RNA. Lineage: Eukaryota; Viridiplantae; Streptophyta; Magnoliopsida; Malpighiales; Linaceae. The record is from the annotation of a GenBank genome assembly.
AUUUCCAAAGCCUAAAAUUUAAACCCACAAACAACCCCGGCCCUUAUUCCCACUGCAUUUUCCCGAUUUCAUCCUGAGGAGUUUGGUAAGCUUUGUAAUUCCUUUUUUUUUUAGAAUUAUUAUCAUUGGGUUAAAAACGAUGAUUUAUUUUGGAAUUAAAAGGAAUUGAUGAAUUAUCGGAGUUGACGAUGGAGACACAAUUGAAUAUAUCAUACUUAUGGGUCUAUUUGUUCCUCCUAAGUUAUAUCGAUUUUACUGGUUUCAGCUCCAAGUGUUUUGAGAGCUUUUUCGGUAUUAGGUUCCAUCAAGAAAAAAUUUUAAAAUCGAAUAGGGGAUGAGUUCGUGAAAGAUUGUCGAGUGGAAUAUAUUGAAAGAGAUUUGUUCAGCACCGUAGAGGUGAAUGUAAUUUUACAUUUUUGUCAAAAUAUGAUAACACGUCGUGGGUUUUUGUUGUACCUUGUGCUAGUCGGAUAUUUUUUUAUUGAAAAGAAUUUUAAAUAUCAUUUUAGUUUUUAAAAGGAACACUCCUAUAUAAACUAUUUCGAUCCGUCGGAAAAAAACUAAUUCAACUAUUGACAAUUGACAUUAACCUGAUACCAAAUCACUACGACUACAACUUGCAUGACCCAUUGUCAUUCCUAACAGACCUACCGACUUAGUGGUUCUAACUUAUAUGUUACUUUCUUAACUAUAUCAAGAAGCACUGAAGAAGUUGACUGACUUAAGCUAGCUAGCCUCAUGGUAACAAAUUAAAACACCUACGUGGCUACGCAACAGCCACUUGCCAAUCUAUAUAUCUAGCUAUCUACUUACUUAACAUAUAAAAAAUGAAUAUGGACCCCAAGUAGCAUUAUUUCCUCGACGGUGCACCUUAUCCUGAAUUUACUCUGUGGGAUCCAUUUCCACCUUACUACAUUGAUGAUGCCUCUCUCUCAGAGUCAGAGUCAGACCUAGACAGUUGUGGUUUAAUACGACCCAACAAGGCAACAACCGUCGGCGAUUUACACAGCCAACAACCAUAUAUACGGCUUUCAUCAACUCGCCGACCGACCCAUUUCUCGGUAAGUAGUAUAAAUCCAUUUCCAUGCCCUCCAAUCUAACCAUCCAAGCGUAAACACAGUUACCCACAUACACUCAUCUCAUUUACUCUUUAACUCCCAUUCCGAGAAAACAAUGGCGAGAGCUGGGACUCUGGAAGUGGACGUGGAGAUCAAAUCCCCGGCGGACAAGUUCUGGGAGAACAUCAGAAACUCCACCACUCUGUUCCCCAAGGCCUUCCCCGACCAGUACAAGAGCAUUGAGGUCCUCCAAGGCGACGGCAAGGCACCCGGCUCCAUUCGCCUCUUCACCUACGCAGAUGGAUCUCCGCUGGUGAAGGUGUCGAAGGAGAGCAUCGACAGCGUGGACGAGGCGAAGAGGUCGGUGUCGUACAGCGUGAUCGAAGGAGAUCUGCUCAAGUACUACUGCACUUUCAAAGGCCACAUCGUGGUUGCUCCAAAGGAGGAAGGUUGCCUGGUGAAAUGGACGUGCGAGUACGAGAGGGUGAGCGACGAUGUGGAGGUUCCGCACGUGAUCAAGGACUUUGUGGUCAAGAACUUCAAGGAAGUUGACGAACUGGCUCUGGCGGCUUAAAGAAGAAGAAGAAGGGCGCGCGGCUAGUUGUUCCGGUCCAGAAAGCUGGGAGAUCUCGUCCGAGCCGUACUAUUAUGAAAUGGUUGUUUGUUCAAUUGAAUAAGCUGCUUUUGCGUUGUCAUACUCAUAAGUCAUAUGCAUUUGCAGCUCGAUUAUUAUUAUUAUUAUUAUUAUUAUUAUUAUUAUUAUUGAUUAUUGAUGUGACUUGAAUCGGACUAUCAGCCGCUACGACUGGUAAUCGGGGGUCUCGAUAUAGUGAAACUGGCUCUCUCUCGCCCGUGGACGUAGCUAACACACAUCGUGUUAGUGAACCACGUAAAUCGUGUGUCGUGUUUUCGAUUCUCGCUUUCGUAUUCUUGCUUUGUCGAUUCCUGCGAUUUCCCGAUCCGUAGCAGCGCGUUCAUAACAAGUGGUAUCAGAGCCGCGACUGGAAAUCAUGUUAGGGUUUUCGAUUCAGAAGAAUGACGUCGGUGAACAUGGAGAUCGAAAAGUUCACGGGGAAGAACAGCUUCGCUAUAUGGCAUAUCAAGAUGCAGGCUUUAUUAAAACAGCAAGGGCUGU